CACUGCGUUGUGGAUUUGCGUGUUCGUGACGGGGCAGACAUGGAACAGCUUAUGCAAGCGCUCAUUGAACAACAAACACAGCUGACGGCUACUAUUCAGGCUCAACAAACACAGCUGACGGCAGCGAUUCAGGCGUUGUCGACGUCGCUUACUCAUCGUCUGUCUUCCUCUUCUCCGCCUCCAUUCCCUCCUUACGACGAGGCCGCUGAAGACUGGGAGGAUUAUGAGAAGCGUUUGCGGCAACACUUCUUGGCUUUCGGCGUUGUCGACGCUCCUCUGUUGCAGCAAGAAAUUGACAGCAAUGAUGGACCACCAGAUAUAUUUCCCAUCAGGUCAGCAGCCAGAGAGAUUAGAAAAAUGAGAAAAAAUGUCAAAAGUGUCAAAUUCUUGCUAUAUCUAUUAUUUUUAACAAUAAAUGAAGAAAGAAGAUAUUAUUUUUACUGUAAAUCUGUCAGUUAGUUUUGAGAUCUAGAAAUUUAAUUUUUAAUCUAACUGGAUAAAGAAAAAAUUACUCACCAAGUGGUGGCAGGAGAAAACACACAAAAAAGUUAAGGAACUGUGCAAGCUUUCAGAGACAAUGGCUCUUUCUUCUAAUAGAAGGGUUGAAGGGGAAGGAAGAGGGAUAAAGGAAAAUGACUGUAGGAAUUAAGGAAAUGGGGAGACUUACAGAAAAGCCACCCAGAACCCAAGGUCAGGGGUCUUUUCUUCUCAUCCCACCUGGUAAGUUCACCAUGACUUGGAGUUCUGGGUGGCUUCUCUAUAAGUCUCCCCAUUUCCUGAACCUCGCCAGACCCUUUCCUUCAUCACUCUUCCUUCCCCUUCAACCCUUCUGCCAGAAGAAGGAGCCACUGCCUCUGAAAGCUUUCACAUUUCCUUAAACCUUUAGGCCUGUUUUCUCCUGCCACCACUUGGUGAGCAUAUUUUUUACCUAUCCAAUUAUAUUUUCAAGAGUUGUAACCUGGUUUAUGUAAUGUCAUAAUAGCCACAAUUUAUUGAAUAUAUUAAAAAUAUAUGGCAAGGUGCUGUUUAUACUGUUGCAA
Messenger RNA from Schistocerca gregaria, 1040 nucleotides. RefSeq lists its product as uncharacterized. The transcript is spliced from 2 exons. The coding region runs from base 40 to 459 and encodes 139 amino acids. The record is from RefSeq and is a predicted model, not a curated record. Lineage: Eukaryota; Metazoa; Arthropoda; Insecta; Orthoptera; Acrididae.